Messenger RNA from Lampris incognitus (smalleye Pacific opah), 3747 nucleotides. Its product is annotated as NLR family CARD domain-containing protein 3-like. The coding region runs from base 10 to 3384 and encodes 1124 amino acids. Gene Ontology annotation, molecular function: protein binding. The record is from RefSeq and is a predicted model, not a curated record. NCBI's taxonomy places the organism in Eukaryota, Metazoa, Chordata, Actinopteri, Lampriformes, Lampridae. The transcript is spliced from 10 exons.
CACUCUGCUAUGAAUGUGUCUGAGGAGAGAGAGGAGGGAGGUCCUACCUCUAAUACCACUUUGUCUGGGGAACAUGACAGCCAGACAAAAGCUAAGAGCCCAGUCCAGCAGGAGAGACCAGACUCCCCUGUACCCAGCUGUGUGUCCAUCAAGAGUGACCACUCUAUGGAAAUACCUAUUACAUUCAAAGAUAGACACCACUCUACUGAACAGAGCAGGAUCCAUCAGGAGAGACCAGACUCCCCUGUACCCAGCUGUGUGUCCAUCAAGAGUGACCGGUCUAUAGGGAUACCUCUUAGAUUCAAAGAUGGACACCACUAUACUGAACAGAGAGACCACCAGGAGAAGUCAGAGGUUGUCAGUGGUCAGUCUGUCCAGGAGCAUGAAACAGACCUGGACUCCAUAUUUAUGCUCCUUGAGGAGAAGAUUUUCACUUUUGUGAAGGAGGAACUGAAGAGGUUCCAGGAGGUUCUGAGUCCAGAUUACCCAGAGUGCUUAGAGAGAAAGAGGGAGGAAGAGGAGGAGCAGAGGAGGAGCGCCAGAGAGGCACUUCUGAAGAUCACACUGCACUUCCUGAGGAGUAUGAAGCAGGAGGAACUGGCUGACUCUCUGGAGAGCAGUAAGAGACUCUUGAUUCCCUGGUUUGUUUAUUCAGAAACCCCUGUUACCUUGUGCCGGAGUAAUCUCAAAGCAGCUCUGAAGGAGAAGUUUCAGUGUUUGUUUGAGGGCGUUGCUAAACCAGGAGAGUCAACACUUCUGAAUCAGAUCUACACAGAGCUCUACAUCACAGAGGGAGGGAGUGGAGAGGUCAGUAAUGAACAUGAGGUCAGACAGAUUGAAACAGCAUCCAGGAAACCAGCGAGACCAGAAACACUGAUCAAAUGUGAAGACAUCGUUAAACCCUUACCUGGACAAGAUAAACCAAUCAGAACAUUGAUGACAAAGGGGGUGGCUGGCAUCGGGAAAACAGUCUUAACACAGAAGUUCACUCUGGACUGGGCUGAAGACAAAACCAACCACAAUAUACACUUCACAUUUCCAUUCACGUUCAGAGAGCUGAAUGUGCUGAAAGAUAAAGAGUUCAGCUUGGUGGGACUUCUUCAUCACUUCUUUAUUGAAACCAAAGAAGCAGGAAUCUGCAGCUUUGACCAGUUCCAAGUUGUGUUCAUCUUUGAUGGUCUGGAUGAGUGUCGACUUCCUCUGGACUUCCAGAACAAUGAGAUCUGGACUGAUGUCACAAAGUCCACCUCAGUGGACGUGCUGCUGACAAACCUCAUCAAGGGGGAACUGCUUCCCUCUGCUCGCCUCUGGAUAACUACACGGCCUGCUGCAGCCAAUCAGAUCCCUCCUGAGUGGGUUGACAUGGUGACGGAGGUCAGAGGGUUCACUGAUCCACAGAAGGAGGAGUACUUCAGGAAGAGAUUCAGAGAUGAGAAGCAGGCCAGAAGAAUAAUUUCACACAUCAAGACAUCACGAAGCCUCCACAUCAUGUGUCACAUCCCAGUCUUCUGUUGGAUCACUGCUACAGUUCUGGAUCAUGUGUUGAGAACAGAUGAGAGAGGAGGAGAGAUGCCCAAGACCCUGACCAAUAUGUACAUCCACUUCCUGGUGGUUCAGUCCAUCCAGGGGAAUGUGAAGUAUCAUGGGAGAUCUGAAACAGAGCCACCCUGGAAGACAGAGAGCAGGGAGAUGAUUAUGUCUCUGGGAAAACUGGCCUUUGAACAGAUGGAGAAAGGCAACCUGAUCUUCUAUGAAGCAGACCUGACAGAGUGUGGCAUUGAUAUCAGAGCAGCCUCAGUGUACUCAGGAGUGUUCACACAGAUCUUUAAAGAGGAGUGUGGACUGUACCAGGACAAGGUCUUCUGCUUUGUCCAUCUGAGCAUUCAGGAGUUUCUGGCUGCUCUUUAUGUCUUUCUCUCAUUUAUCGACACUGGAGUCAAUCUGCUGUCAGAAACACAGUCAACCUCCUGCAGGUCUAAACCACUUGGAGACAAAUGUGAAAAACCAGACCUCUACCAGACAGCAGUGGACAAGGCCUUAGAGAGUCCAAACGGACAUCUGGACUUGUUCCUGCGUUUCCUCCUGGGCCUGUCACUGGAACCCAAUCAGAAUCUCCUACGAGGCCUGCUGGAAAAGACGGGAAGUAAAUCACAGACCAAUCAGCAAACAGUCUGGUACAUCCAGAAGAAGAUCAGGGAGGAUCUCUCUCCUGAGAGAAGCAUCAAUCUGUUCCACUGUCUGAAUGAACUGAAUGAGCAUUCUCUAGUGGAGGACAUCCAACAGUACCUGACAUCAGGAAGACUCUCCACAUACCGACUCUCUCCUGCUCAGUGGUCAGCUCUGGUCUUCAUCUUACUGUCUUCAGAAAAGGAGCUGGACGUGUUUGACCUGAAGAAAUACUCUUCUUCAGAGGAGGGUCUUCUGAGGCUGCUGCCUGUGGUCAAAGCCUCCAAUACAGCUCUGUUGAGUUCCUGUAAUCUGUCAGAGAGAAGCUGUGAAGUAUUGUCCUCGGUUCUCAGCUCCAACUCCACUAGUCUGAGGGAGCUGGACCUGAGUAACAAUGAUCUGCAGGAUUCAGGAGUGAAGCUGCUCUCUGCUGGACUGGGGAGUCCACAAUGUAGACUGGAAACUCUCAGGCUGUCGGGCUGUCUAGUCACAGAGGAAGGUGUUUCUUCUCUGCUCUCAGCUCUGAGCUCCAACCCCUCCUAUCUGAGAAAGCUUGACCUGAGCUACAACCAGCCAGGAGACUCAGGAGGGAAGCUGCUCUCUGCUGGAUUGGAGGAUCCACACUGGAGACUGGACACUCUCAGGCUGGACCAUGCUGGAGUGUGCAGGUUGACACCAGGUGUGAGGAAGUAUGCCUGUGAACUCACACUGGACCCAAACACAACACACAGAGACCUCCUUCUGGCUGAGGACAACAGAAAGGUGACACGGGUGGAAGAGGAGCAGUCAUAUCCUGAUCAUCCAGACAGGUUUUACUCCUGGAGACAGGUUCUAUGUAGAGAGAGUCUGACUGGCCGCUGUUACAUGGAAGUAAAGUGGGAAGGAGUGGUUUAUAUAGGAGUGACUUACAGAGGAAUCAGAAGGAGAGGAGGAGGUGAUGACUGUCUGCUUGGAUGCAAUAAAAAGUCCUGGAGUCUCUUCUGCUGUUGUGAUGAAUACACUGUCUGUUAUAAUAAUAGAGUAACAGAGAUAUGUAUCUCCCCCUCCUCCUCUGACAGAGUAGGAGUGUAUCUGGACUGGUCUGCUGGAACUCUGUCCUUCUACAGAGUCUCCUCUGACACACUGACACACCUCCACACCUUCACCUCCACAUUCACUGAACCUCUCCAUGUUGGGUUUGCGUUUGAAUUAUGUGGCUCCUCAGUGUGUAUGUGUUAGAUAGAGGAGGUAGAGACGCCUCCUGUGUCCUGGAGGAACACACACUCCUGCCCAAACACACCUGCUGACAUGAUAGAUCACUCUGUACAGGAUGUCACACACACACACACACACACACACACGCACACACACGCAUACACACACAAAUACAGACAGUGUGACCAAAGAUAUGUGUGUUUUGGGGUUGUAAUAGUUGUGUUUAAUGUGUGUUGGGUGUAUGCUUCAUUGAUUCAGUUUCUGCAUUUUACUCAUGCUUAUAUUCUUAUAUUUACAUUGUUUAUGUUCCUUAUAUUUAUGUAAGCUUUAUGCCUAUUUUUGAUAUGUUGUCUUCUAAUGUAAAGCACAUUGAGCUUACUUGUAAUA